Messenger RNA from Aspergillus melleus, 450 nucleotides. Its product is annotated as O-glycoside alpha-1,2-mannosyltransferase 4. The transcript has a single exon. Gene Ontology annotation, cellular component: membrane; Golgi apparatus. Lineage: Eukaryota; Fungi; Ascomycota; Eurotiomycetes; Eurotiales; Aspergillaceae. Gene Ontology annotation, molecular function: alpha-1,2-mannosyltransferase activity. Gene Ontology annotation, biological process: protein N-linked glycosylation; cell wall mannoprotein biosynthetic process. Bases 1 to 450 code for a protein of 149 amino acids. The record is from RefSeq and is a predicted model, not a curated record.
AUGAAGCGCCGUCGGCUAACCCAUCCGCCUCUUUACCACAGAAAAAUAAGCGAAAGGUACGACAAGGUCUUUGCGACGGGAUGUCUCCCCGUGGAAAAGGAGGUGGAAGGCAAGCGAGCCAACGCCGCAUUCGUCGUUCUUGCCAGAAAUAAGGAGCUCGACGGCGUGAUAGAAUCGCUCAAAUCCAUCGAGAGACACUUCAACCGAUGGUUCCACUACCCUUACGUGUUCUUGAACGACGGCGAUUUCGACGAUUCGUUCAAGGAGGGUGUGAAGAACUACACCAGUGCUCCCGUUGAAUUUGGAAAGAUCGAUGACAGCAUGUGGGGUUAUCCCAAGUGGGUUAACGAAGAGGUGGCCAAGGAAGGCAUCAGAAAGCAAGGUGAUGCUGCUAUCAUGUAUGGAGGAAUGGAGAGCUACCAUCACAUGUGCCGAUUCUAUUCUGGGUGA